AUGAACAUUCAAAACAGGAAAAAAAAGCACGUCAGUAGAGAAGUAAAGUUGAAUAACUUAGCAAAAAUAUAUCAUAGGAAAUUGGAAACGCUGCUUAUAUAUAUAAGAAUUCCAAAAAAAAGAAAGGAGAAACUUUUUUUUGACGAUUUUUUUAACAUAGAGAAAGUUAGUGCGUACAUAAAUACAGUAGAUGAUGAGGAACAGAGUGAGGGGCAGUGCGAGAAGCAGAUCAAGAAGCAGGGUGAGAAGCGUGAAGAAUGGAACGCUAGGAGUCAACCCGAGCGGAGUGCAAACCUGAAUGAGGAUAACGAAAUAAGAACAAAUAAAGACAUAUUCAUAAAGAACCUUCUAAUCUUUUUAAACAAUCUGAUAAUACUCUAUUUCUCCAAGAGUAACCUGAUGGAUGUGUGCAUAAACAGGAGGAGCUUCAACAAGUGUGGUUUUUACGCAUGUGAAAAUGUAUUUUUAAACAAUUUUAGCAAAAGUAAGUAUAAAAUUGAUGUCCAUAGCAAAAAUAUAUAUCUGAGAGAGUAUUAUGAUUUGUUCUGCUCUUCCAAUUGCAUGAAUUUCAAUCUUUACUUACUAAAGGAAAUUGCACAAAAUGGAAAAAAUGCAAAUAAUACCAACGAAGGAGGCAGCACAGAUUUGAAAAAAAAAUGCCAAUUAAUUUAUAUCAUGUUUCUAACAUUUUUCCCCAUUUUUAAAUUUCACGAUAUAAAUUUACUCCUUAAAAAUAUUGAAAAUGUUCAUAUUGAGAAUAACAAAAUAUUCUUACGCCCACAGGAAGGGGGUGAAAAUGAAGAAGCAGGGGAAGAAGUAGGGAAAGAAGAAGAAGAAGAAGAAAAAGCAAAAGAAAAUGAAGAAACAGCAGAAGAAGAGAAGAACAGUGGUGGAACUAGAAUUUUUUCAUCACACGUGGAUGAGAAACAAACAAAAAAUAAUAAUCAUGAAAAAAUAUGCACAAUUAGAAGUAUGAAGAGUGAAGAGGAGGAGGAUGUUAAUUCUAAUUCUCGUCAAGGGAUGAAGCCUCCCUUUCCUGUUAUCAUAGAGAAAGGGGAAGAAUAUCUGAACCAUGAGGAUUCGGAUAUAUGUGAAGAAUUGGAAAAGUACAUGCACAAAGAAAAUGAAACUUCUUCUGAUCAAGCAAUCAGUACAUGUUCUUCACUGCAUAUGUUAAGAAAUGAAAAUGAAAAAAAGAAUAUUUACACUCCCCCACCUAUUAUAGAAUUACUCGAAGAACAAACAACAGUGGGUAUCGAAGACAACUUCAACGAAGGGACACUCAGCGAAAGAGAGGUCAUUGAAUGGCUAACCAGAGAUAGGUCUAUGGAGAUUUGUGAAGAAUUGAAAAAAUCGAAACUUAAGAAAAGCAAAAGUGUUAGUUUUAAUGAAGAUAUCAAAACGUUUAAAUAUUGCAAAGAUGAAAGGGUGGAUGUCUAUAGUGUCACUAGAACAUCAAUGGAGGGAAUUGAAUUCAGUAGUGGGAGGAAUCCCCAAUCGGAUGAAGUUAACCGUGGGAAGAACUGCACACCAACCGAAUCAGAUUUGAAAAAUAAUUCAGGUUUUUUAACGUAUUCUUUACAUUCUCAUUUGGAUGAAAAAGCAGAGGCGAGGGAAUUACUUCCAGAGGAUGAUCAUUCUAGCGUUUCGAAAGUGAAUGAUGACGAAAACAAAUCAAGUGACAGUGGGCAGACGCAGCCACAAUCUGCUAAUGAACAGACGCAGCUGCGAGAGAAGAACGCAUGCUCGAAAGGCACAACCUUUGAACACACGAGUGAAAAAUUAAACGAAGAAUUGCACCAACAAAUGCCAAAGGAGACAAAAUUCUCCGAUUGUGAAAUGGACAAAAUGUAUGAACAAGUCAAGAAUUCCAUUUUUACAAAUGGAAAACAUUUCUUCGAGGAUAUAUUAGAACGUACAAUUUUUAAUUCGAACAAAAUCAUAGGAUUUGAUUACCAAAAUGGAGAGCGGGAGCAGGAGCAGCAUCGGCAGCAGCAACAGGAAAAGGAGGAAGAGGAAGAGGAGAAUGACAGCAUGUCUUGCGCAUCUCAUCGAAUGAGUAAAAUUAAUUUGAAGCACGACAAGGAAAGGAAGGGAAGACGAAUUGUUCUGCUAAAAUCUUCAUGGGAAGGUGAAGUUCCAAUGGAAAACGGGGAACCCGAAAAGGAGGAGACGAAGAAGAAGAAAGAGGGAGAAGAGGAAGAUCGGACGAGACAAAGUGCACCAACUUCUGAAUGCCCACCUGGGCUUGCCCACGAUAUACUGAGGGAUGCAGGGGUGGAUUCUCACAUCAGAGAGAAUGGGAAUGCAAACGAAAGUGCAAACAAAAGUGAAAUAAAAAGUGAAAUAAAAAGUGAAAUAAAAAGUGAAAAAAAAAGCGAAAAAAAAAGCGAAAAAAAAAGUGAAAAAAAAAGUGAAAACGAAGAUGUAAAUCCUAAUGAAAAACAUUUGGAUGCAGCGCUGGACCAUACAGUAAACUGUGAUGAUACAAAGGAAAGCAUGGCUAAUGAUGAACUCUACACGCAAAUCAUUGACGAGAAGCUGGAAAACCUUCUUAUCCAAAAAAAAAAUAAAAUAAGACAAGAAUAUGAAGAAACCUUCCAUAGUCGUAUCCCCAUUUACAUGGAAUCACAACAUGGUAUUGAUGGGGAAGAGGAAUAUGUUAACGAUGAGCAGAGCGGAAAAGAUGAAUCAGAAGAUGAAUCAGAAGAUGAACCAGAAAAUGAAUCAGUAGAUGAAGAAGAGGUGCAUAGCAGAAAAGAGAAAAAUAAAUAUGUAUACAGCACAUCCAAAUGCAGCGCGUAUGAAGACAUGUCACUUUAUGUAGUUCUGUGGGAUAUUUUUACAGGAAGUAUUUCCAAAUAUACAGUAAAUUUUUUUCAAAAAAGUGAAUUUAUUAUCCCCAAAUGUUUAAAUGAUGUGGAACGAGAAAGAAAAACAGAAUUUUUAAAAAAUGUGUCUCAAUACAUGCCACUAAGCAUCAACUGUAUCUCUACCACCAUUUUGGAUACUUGUCGAACCUUUUUGUAUAGCAAACCAUUAUUACCAUUCAAAAAAUUAAUUUAUAAAUCCAUUACUUGUGUUAUUGCAGCUGCUCUUAGGAAGCAUAAAGCUGAAUUGAUUCCUCAGAGUGAAUUGAAUAACAUCAAAAAGGCGGAAGAAUAUCUCACUAUAGAAAAUGGAAUUGAAGAAGAUGAACUGGACGAGUUGACAAUGCUUUUUUAUCAAAAUUGUUACUACUAG
Plasmodium gonderi is the source of this 3243-nucleotide messenger RNA. RefSeq lists its product as hypothetical. The transcript has a single exon. The record is from RefSeq and is a predicted model, not a curated record. Bases 1 to 3243 code for a protein of 1080 amino acids. Lineage: Eukaryota; Apicomplexa; Aconoidasida; Haemosporida; Plasmodiidae.